Oryza sativa Japonica Group (Japanese rice) is the source of this 1590-nucleotide messenger RNA. RefSeq lists its product as uncharacterized. The record is from RefSeq and is a predicted model, not a curated record. Gene Ontology annotation, molecular function: protein binding. Lineage: Eukaryota; Viridiplantae; Streptophyta; Magnoliopsida; Poales; Poaceae.
AUGCCACCGUUGCGCCAAGGACGAGCACGCGCCGCCGCCGCCGCCCGUCCCUCGCCGUACCGCGGAGGCUGGCUGUCACGGCGAUGCCGGAGUAGCGGGGCCGACACGGCGGAGUACGACGCCAACGGGACGUCUCUCACGGACGACGCGCUCGCGGCCACUUUCACCCGGCUGCCGAACGCGGCCGACGUAGUCCGCUGCGCCGCGACGUGCAGGCGGUGGGCCAGCGUGGUGGCCAAGGAGGCCAACGCUCUGUCACGAGCGCUUCCGCUUCUCCCCGGCCGGGCCCUCGGCUUUUUCCACAAGGAGCAGGACGCCGCCGCCGUGGCCACCACGCGCAAGCGGAAACGCCGGGCCAUCAUCGUCGACUACUCGACGCCCCCGUGCUUCGUCCCGACGGCGUUCGGCUCUCGCCUCCUCGGCUACAACCUCCCCUCCGCCAGCGCGCUGCCGUUAGGCGUCCAGACCGACGCCCUUGGCCUCCUGGAUCUAUCACUCUCACGCCCAGUGGCCUCCCGCAACGGACGCCUCGUUCUCGAGCUCCAGAGCGAGGAGCAUGUCAACGACGGCAAGCUCAACCUGUGCGUCUGCAACCCCAUGACGGGGGACGUGGCCGUGCUGCCGCCUCUGUCUGGCAAAGACAGGCCCAGGAUGUACGCAUGCACAUUGCUCACCGACGCCGACAUCGACCAACCGCCGCCGUCCGCCAACUUCUUCCGCGUGCUCAUCGUCUACAACCGUGACAGGUUUACCGCGUUCCGUUCCUACUCAUCAGACACCGGCAGCUGGAGCAUGGAGGCGAAGAAGACGCCAGGCCCCAAGCUCACAAACUGGGACCUUGGCAAGCUAGGCCACGGCAUCGUGCUCCACGCCGUCGCCUACUGGCCGCUGCGAAGAACGACACUAGCAGUCUAGCAGUACGCCUCGAGUCCUCGACACGCCGCAGCCGACACAGGUGCGCAUGCCGCUAGACGGCAUUAUCAGCACGAUUCAGCAGUUUCGUCUGCUUGGUGUCACACCUGAACGGAAGCUGUGCUUCAUCGACGCAGCGAAUUCCUCAGGAUAUGUCGGUUUGGCAUCAAUGGUCUUUGAGACCACCGGAGAUGACAUGUGUGGUGGUGCCGGAGAAUGGGUGAGGAAAGGUGGCAUCGGACAAUUGCGCCGCCAGUUCAAGAUUAAGAGUGCGGAUGCCAGUAAACUGCGGUGGUUCUGCGAGAAGAGUUGCACCCUCUUGUUCACCCUCGGCAAAGGAAGCAGUCCCUGGACCUUUGCGCUUAACCUCGGAACAAAGAAAAUCGAGAAGUUGACUACCGGUGUCGACUGCAAUUGGUGGAGAAACUUUGUGGGAUAUGAGAUGGAUGCUGCAGCUUACCUCAUGUCCAUAGCAAGACGCUGAUCAUUCCCUUUCAUGCUUUGGCACGGUUCUGAAAAUGUGAGCACAAGCGAAUGAGUGAUCUACUGAUCUAGUUGUGGCAUUUGUGGGCGCAUUACUCUGGCUGUGUUUAGUUCCAUGCCAAAAUUGAAAGUUUGAAGAGAUUAGAACGAUGCGAUGGAAAAGUUAAAAAUUUGUGUGUAGGAAAGUUUGAUGUG